CAUGAAGGUCAGGCAGGCAUGAUCGCAGAUUUGUGCUUCUAAAAUUUCAAAUUUCUUGACGGAGUUUGUACGAUAAUACCGAGUCUUGAAGAACAAUAUGUCCGUCAUCUCUCCAUUUGAAGACCGAAUGGAAGAAAUGAGAUCGGACGUAAGCAAUCCGCCUACAGAAAUGAGAAACCUAAAUGAAAAAAUGCCAUUCUUCAUGAUUCCAUGUUCUAAUUCGAAUUCUCCCCCAUCACUUAACUCAUUGAUUGGAGCUGUUCGACGAGGCAUUCUUAUGACGGAGCGAUAUCUUGGAAAGGCAAAGAAUGAGGACCUCAGUAUAACAGACAUUGAUGACUUCGGAAGAAAUAUAUUUCAUCUUAGUGUUCAAAGAGAAGAGCUACUGAAAAUUCUUUUAAAACAUUUUGAGGAGCAUGAGCAACUCAUGGAAGCUCUCCACAGUGAGGAUAUAAAUGGUCACACUCCGGCUCAUGUUGCUGUGUUGCACAAUAAAAGAGAGAGCCUACAAAUUCUUGCCAGUGCGGAUGAGAAUAUUUACACUCUUCGUAGUUCAAAGAAAGGACAGACAUUGAUCCAUUGUGCAGUUUAUUCGUGCAAUCCAUAUAUCGUAGAAGAUAUUCUUUCGGCUCGACCUGAAUCCCUCUUUGAUAAAGAUGAUGGAGGAAAAUCACCGCAGCAUUACGCCGCUGCUCUUGAGGAAUGCUUUCUAUUGGACUUUCUCCUCUCGCAGGGCGCAAACAUUUUGGAAACUGAUAACAACAUGUCAACAUUGCUUCACGAAGCUGCUUACGCUGGGUCUAUAUCCAACGUUAAACUGCUGAGUUUCGAUGAAGUCACUCUGUUACUUGCAACCGACUCGGGAGAGAGAACACCAUUACAUGUUGCCUGUGCCAAAGGUUUUCGAAGUAUUGUCUCAUUUCUACUGGAAAAUGGUGCUGAUCCACUUUUAAGAACUACCGGUGGUGAAAGCUGUCUGGAAAUUGCUGUCAUCCACAAACAAGAGCACAUAGUUAAUGAGCUACUGCUGAGUGCCGACUGGAAAAACCUCGUUUGUGAUUGGAAGAAUGGAGCGAAGAAAUGCUUUGCGUACCUUAUUGAGAAAAUGCCGGAUCAAGCGAAGCUAUUGCUAGAUCGUUGUGUUGCGACUAGUGAUCACAAGCAAAAUUCUCAUGACUACAAUAUUAGCUACGACUUUUUUCUUUUUCAUAGUCCAGGUUCUAAUCCACCUGCAUUUCAUGCACUCCAAGCAAUCCUCAAAAAUAACGAAGAGAAGUGCUUGACUCACAAGCUUUGCAGGAAAUAUUUGAGUGUUAAAUGGCGAGAGAAAGGUUGCUAUAUAUUUUUGAUCGAUUUGAUCCUUUUUGUAUGUUUUCACAUCUUGUUCAAUGCCUAUGUCGCUCUAGUCCGCGGUGGUAUUGCUAAAAAGAUGCUUCAAAAUCACGAGAAUGGUACAAUAUCAGAGAAAUAUCCAGAGCCUGUUGCAAACCCUAAAGACACUGGACCACUUAUUGCUACCUCUAUUAUUUUUACCUUAACAAUAUUCAACGUUCUCAAAGAAUUUGUGCAGAUGUGUUCGUUUGGCUGGAACUAUUUCAAGCAACCGUCAAACUACUUUGAAUGGACUUUGUUUUUGUUCGUUUUGUAUUUCAUUUUUCCAAUCACAGCAUCCAAGACCGAAAAUCAGUUUGGCGCAGCAGCAAUUGCAAUUUGCAUUUCUUGGUUUGAUCUCAUCUGGUUCUUACGAAGAAUUCCUGACAUCGGCACUUAUAUUUUAACAAUACAGAAGACGAUGAAAACUUUAUUGAAGAUGCUCCUAAUAAUUUUGCUGUUUUGUAUGGCAUAUGCAUCAACGUUUUACCUACUGCUGGCUGAAAGAGAACGAUUCAAAAACUUUCCUAUCGCUAUCCUUAGUACGUUUGUUUCGAUGCUUGGUGACUUUGGUUACGAUGAUCUAUUCCUGAACAUUGGUUAUUACAAGACUUUUCAUUCUUUUAAACUUUUCAUGUUUGUUAUUUUCAUACUGUUGAUGGUGAUCGUUAUAAAUAAUGUGUUGAUUGGCUUAGCUGUCGGAGAUACCCAGGACGUGAUAAAAAAGGCAACGGUGCAAAGGCUUAGACAACAUAUGAAAUUCAUGAUGGCAGUAGAAUAUUCGCUGUUUACUCGAUUGCCUUGUUUCCGUCGAAGGAAACAUGCAAUUGUGUACACGGAAUAUCCAAAUCACAAAAAAUCCUUCACGGAUAAUUUGAAUCGAUUUUUUGCCGGAGAAAUGAACACUUUCUACAAUGAUGAGGAAAGCGACGAUGAAGUUGAACGUGACACUCUCACACGGCAGCAGCUCGAGGAAGUUUUGAAAGUUAGAUUUGAGGAGCAUCACAAGAAAAUAAUGAAAGAAAUUAGUGAUUUUCAUUCGGAAGUGUUGGAAAAAGUGGUCGAGGUGGUUAAUGACCGCAAAAAUGCUUGAGUUGAGUACUAUAUAAAGGCUAUUGUGUCAAACCAUUUUUAUUUGGUCAAACCAAAUUAUUAUACUACCAGAUCGUGUUUUUUUACUGACGCCAUUUCACAAAAUAAUCGCCAUCCGACAUAAUGUAAACAGCACGUCUAAUCGCGCAACCAUUGCGAAUAAAAGUUAUCGCUAUCGCUUUUAUCGUGAUAAAACAAUAGUGGAAACCAGGCUUAAUGAGCUACAGUAACUCCCUCCCAUGUUUUUCAUGUGCAUAUAAAAGCGUAUUAGGACUAACUCCCUUGGUAAGAUAAAUUAGCCGACACAGAAAUGCCCUACUUAGUACGACGACCAUGCAUGCAAAAUUUAAUAAAACAAUUAAAGACUGAAUUUCUUUUAAUGUGGCCUUUUUCUUUUUAAGUAAUUUUCCGAGAAGAAUGCAUGUUUUGAGGAUUUUGUAAACUAAAUAGUAACAAACUUCCCAGUACUUUUCUAUAUGUUAACAGAGUUUUUCUACCCUCUCUCCGUUCCUCCCUUAUUAACAUAUCUCCUAUUUACAAUAAAAACUACAAAAUAACUAAAAGCAAUAAAAUUAUUAUUCCCUUGUAUAAAUAACUCCUUUAUGGAGUAUUGAGAUCAAUGUGCAAAUAACAGGUGAUAAGUAAAUUGUUAUCAUAAUUAUUUACUAUAGAAUUUUAUUUGCUCAGGAGAGUUUAGCAACCGCACCUCGUGCAAAUUUUGAACGUUAGAGUUUUCAUAGACUCCACAGCCUGAAAGGGAAGAAUCUGUGUUAAUAAAAACAUCAGGUAUA
Xenia sp. Carnegie-2017 is the source of this 3254-nucleotide messenger RNA. RefSeq names its product transient receptor potential cation channel subfamily A member 1-like. Gene Ontology annotation, cellular component: membrane. The record is from RefSeq and is a predicted model, not a curated record. NCBI's taxonomy places the organism in Eukaryota, Metazoa, Cnidaria, Anthozoa, Malacalcyonacea, Xeniidae. Gene Ontology annotation, molecular function: protein binding; monoatomic ion channel activity. Gene Ontology annotation, biological process: transmembrane transport; monoatomic ion transport. Bases 98 to 2464 code for a protein of 788 amino acids. The transcript has 12 exons.